Juglans microcarpa x Juglans regia is the source of this 510-nucleotide messenger RNA. RefSeq lists its product as uncharacterized. Lineage: Eukaryota; Viridiplantae; Streptophyta; Magnoliopsida; Fagales; Juglandaceae. The transcript has a single exon. Bases 1 to 510 code for a protein of 169 amino acids. The record is from RefSeq and is a predicted model, not a curated record.
AUGGCUCGUUCGUUUUUCCACAAGUUGUUGCUUAACUUAUCAUCUGAAGAUGAGUUGGAGGUUGUUCUUAAUGAAAAUGACACAUCAACAUCUCAGCGUGGUCGCAAUCGGCAACGUCGUAAGUAUAUUCGGCGUGAUCAUAUUCAAAGGUAUGAACAGCUAUUUCGUGACUAUUUUGCAGAACCACCAUUAUAUCCCUCGAAUCUUUUUCGAAAGAGAUUCUGUAUGGGUCAUUCGCUUUUUCUUUGUAUUUUUAAUGAGGUUGAGCCUUAUAAGCCUUACUUAAUCCAAGAAAGAGAUAAUGUCGGAAGACUUAGUUUAUCUUCUAUGCAAAAGAUAAAUGAUGCCAUUAGAAUGCUUGCGUAUGGAAUAACUGCUGAUUUUAUGGAUGAAUACAUACGAAUUGAAGAAAGCACUGCAAUGGAGAGCCUAAAAAAGUUCGUGAAGACAAUCGUUGCUGUUUUUUCUAAUGAAUAUCUGCGGUCUCCAAAUGCUAAUGGUAUCGCUUGA